UGUCCUGCCUGUGUCCCCAGGGUAGAGUUCGUUUUAGGCGAGGUUCUUGGGUUUCCUGUUAAAGUAGGACCUCUGUCCCGAUUAGGUCCGAUUCUGUCCUCCGUCCCCACUGUGGUCCCCUCAGGGCUAGCCGACCGAUGGUUUAGUCCAGCGGAGACACUCCCCCUGGGCCGCAGCGAGAUGGCAGAGAGCGAAGGGCAGACCGCGCACGCAUGCGCAGAGGCGCAGCAUGGGGGCGGGAGCCGCUAAGCGCCUUCCCCAAGGCUGUGGAGGUGAGUAGGGGACGGGGAGAGGCGUGUCCCGCGUCAGGACUGACCGCUGCCGCGCAAUGGCCACCGUGGGCUCAGCCACCACCAUCCCAACUCUAAAGCCGUUGACCCCAACUGUCCAGAAAAUUGGGGUCCCCAGGAGCUCAGUUUUAGCGUUUGUACAUCAAAGUCCCACUUGCACUUAAACCACUUCUGGCAUUUCAUCGCCAUUAUCUCGGUACCAUCUCUAGGAAGAUACCUGGGUACAAUUAUGAACACGAUGUAUGUGACAAUGGCUCAAAUCUUAAGAUCUCAUCUGAUAAAUGUUUCAACGAUAUCUAAUAGAGUGAAAAUGCUCCCAUAUCUUGGUGUCAUUAGAAAUAGAAUGAUGUCAACUCAUAAAUCCAAAAAGAAGAUGAGAGAAUAUUAUAGGCUGCUAAGUCUGGAUGAAGGAUGCUCUGCAGAUGAUGUCAGGGAAUCUUUUCAUAAGCUUGCCAAGCAAUACCAUCCAGACGGUGGCUCUAGUACUGCGGAUUCUGCAACAUUUAUAAGGAUCGAAGAAGCUUAUAGGAAGGUGCUUUCUCACGUGCUAGAACAAACAAAUGCCCGACAGAAUAAAGUUGAAGAAGCAGAGGAAGAAGAAGACAAAUUCAAAUAUAAAACACCCCAACACCGGCAUUAUUUAAGUUUUGAAGGUAUUGGUUUUGGAACUCCAAGUCAACGAGAGAAGCAAUAUAGGCAGUUUAGAGCAGACCGUGCAACUGAGCAAGUGAUGGAAUAUCAGAAGCAGAAACUACAAAGCCAGUAUUUCGUCGAUAGUUUGAUUGUUAAAGAUGUAAGACAGAGUAAAGAACAAAAGAUAACUCAAGCUAUAGAGCGUUUAGUAGAGGAUCUCAUUCAGGAAUCAAUGGCCAGAGGAGACUUUGACAAUCUCAGUGGGAAGGGAAAACCUCUAAAAAAAUUUUCUGGCUGUUCAUAUAUUGAUCCCAUGACUCACAACCUUAACAGAAUAUUGAUCGAUAAUGGAUACCAACCAGAAUGGAUCCUAAUGCAAAAGGAAAUAAAGGAUACCAUUGAUCAACUCAGAGAGGCGAUUUUAGUGUCAAGGAAAAAACUUGGGAAUCCAAUGACACCAACUGAACAGAAACAGUGGAGCCAAGUUUGUGAGCAGUUUCAAGAAAACAUCAGAAAACUAAACAAGCGAAUUAAUGAUUUUAAUUUAAUCGUUCCCCUCCUGUCCAGGCAAAAAGUCCAUUUUGAUGCACAGAAAGAAAUUGCCAGAGCCCAGGAAGUAUAUGAAAGCCUUAUAAAAACAGAAGAAGUCACAGAUAAAAACCCAGCCAACACUGAUGAGGGAGAAGGGGAGAAAACACCUGAAGUCAAGACAAGUUUUUUUAACUGGGUGAAUGUGUGGAAAUUUAUUAAAAUAUGACCACUUAAAUAUUCACAGUACUGCCUCAAACCAUUUUCAGUUGUACUGACA
This is a messenger RNA of Leptonychotes weddellii (Weddell seal), 1731 nucleotides long. It is a transcript of the gene DNAJC28, whose product is annotated as DnaJ heat shock protein family (Hsp40) member C28. The record is from RefSeq and is a predicted model, not a curated record. Lineage: Eukaryota; Metazoa; Chordata; Mammalia; Carnivora; Phocidae.